This is a messenger RNA of Hevea brasiliensis (rubber tree), 1448 nucleotides long. Its product is annotated as GDSL esterase/lipase At1g59030. The transcript has 5 exons. Bases 128 to 1285 code for a protein of 385 amino acids. Gene Ontology annotation, cellular component: extracellular region. Gene Ontology annotation, molecular function: lipase activity. Gene Ontology annotation, biological process: lipid metabolic process. Lineage: Eukaryota; Viridiplantae; Streptophyta; Magnoliopsida; Malpighiales; Euphorbiaceae. The record is from RefSeq and is a predicted model, not a curated record.
CAGAACCAUUGGUUCCAAUUCAAAUUCUUUGGUAGAACCAGAUUUAUAAUUAAAACCGAACACCUCCAGAACGUAUAUUAUUGGAUCUUGGAAGCUUUCUAUCCAUUUUACUUGUAUAUAAGUGCAUAUGCUUGCACCACAGACUUCACUUGGAAAAAUGGAGUUUUUCUAUGUGAAAAUCCAUUAUCCUGCUUCAACCAUUUUGCUCCCACUUUCUAUUUUACUUUUAUUUUGUAUUGCGGAGGCUAGUAAUGGAACAAUUCCAGCAGUUAUCGCAUUUGGAGAUUCAAUUCUUGACACUGGCAACAAUAACAAUCUCAAAACCCUUACCAAGUGCAACGUUCCUCCAUAUGGAAGGAAUUUUCCUGGAGGAAUAGCUACAGGAAGAUGUUCUGAUGGAAAAAUUUUCUCUGACUUAGUUGCAUCAGGUGUGGGAGUUAAAGAUCUUUUGCCAGCAUACCUUGAUCCAAAUCUGCAAGACAAUGAUCUUCCAACAGGCGUAAGCUUUGCUUCAGCUGGCUCAGGUCUUGACCCUUUAACAGCUGGUAUACAGUCAAUCCUAUCAAUAACAGAUCAAUUCCACCUCUUCGAAGAGUACACAUCAAAGCUUAAGCGAGUCGUUGGAGAAGAGAAAGCUGAAGCCAUCAUAUUCAACAGCCUUUUUGUUAUAUCAUCUGGAAAUAAUGAUCUUGCAAUCACCUACUUCAUUCUCCAUCUCAAAUCAUUGCAAUAUGAUGUUUCUUCAUACACUUCUUUAUUGGUUAGCAGGGCUACUAAAUUCGUCAAGGAUUUGUAUGGGUUGGGUGCACGAAGAAUUGCAUUUCUGGUUACAAUACCUAUUGGAUGCGUGCCUUUUUUUCGAACAGUGGAAGGAGGGUUAUAUAGAGCAUGUGGAGAGGAUUCGAACCAGGCAGCAAAUAUGUUCAAUUACAAGCUAUCCUCUGAGUUGAGUGUCCUUAAUAGCAGCCUUGCCAAUGCCACCAUAUUCUAUCUUGAUGUCUAUAAUCCUCUGCUUGCACUUAUCCAAAAUCCUCAAGGAUCAGUGUUGCUGUUAUUUUUAAAAGAGGAUUUAUCUAAACAUUUUUCAGGAUUUGAAGAGACGACUAGUGGGUGUUGUGGCACUGGAGAAAUAGAAGUAACAGCAUUGUUCUGUAACCAAUUGAAUCCAUUUACAUGUCCUGACACUUCUAAGUAUUUGUUUUGGGACUCUGCCCAUCCUACUGAAAGAGCAUACAGGAUCUUGGUUUCUCAAAUUCUCCAAGAGUAUGGGAAGAAUUUCUCCUGAGGCAGCUCAUCAAUCUUAACCUCAUGAUAUUCCACAUAAAUGGACUGUGUUUUCACUUAAUAUCCUAUUGAAAUGUCCGCUAUAGCAUAAGUAAUUUCUUGUUAACAUAUUGUUGAAAUCAAUCACUUCGAGAAUUCAAUAAAAUGAUUAUGUUGGCACGUUA